CGUAAAAGAAGUUAGCACUGACGUAAAAGGAAUUAGCACUGACGUAAAAGAAAUGAAGGAGCUAACAAAGAAGCUUGAUAACUUGGUGGCAUCAACUCUUACUCCUGAGGUGCAAUCAAGUAAUGAGGGUGAGUAUAUAGAGGCGAUCAGAGACUUUAUUAAUCAACUAUUGUGUAUUCAGAAACGACCACUAUGAGAAAAACGUAACCGUCCAAAACAACAGCUUUUGAAAUUAAUUUGACAAAGUCGACUUUUUGACAAAUCACGUCUGACAGGAUCGUGAACAAUGGUUAUCCCGGCUUUCACAGCCAGUGAAGGGGCUUGAUUAAUAAAAGGUGGUCCUUUUAUCUCCUCAGAAGAAUAAAGUCAAUCCUGUUAAAGGGCCAUAAUUAGUUUUCUUUAUUACAUAGACACGAGUGUUUUACUGGAAAAUAUACCACUCGUAAAAUUCAAAAAAACUACAUCCGGGACCCGAGUGGUUUAUUUUCCAUAAUCUCACACGUGAGUUUAUCGAUGACGUAAUUUCGGUCAUUUCCCUCUAUUAUUUUAUCGAUGUCUUUUUGUCUAUAUAAUAAAAAGAACAUUACACGGGGGCUUAUAUUUGGAGGGGCUUAUUUUCGGAAUUUUACGGUAUCCCACGAAACUGUUAAGUUGGUUAUUUGUACUGUAGGGAUUUGCACGGUACAAAACCUGUUUGACAGGCCUUGGCGCAGGCGGUAAAAUCUCCGGUCCAAACAAAAAUUCUAAAUUAUAUUUUGUCGACAUUUGAAGGUGCUAUUUCAUAUGACGUGUUUUAAUAGCACGAUGAGAAUUUCCUGUAGCAGUUUUUAUUGAAGAAGAGUUUACUUUUGUAAUUGCAGGUCUAAAAGUGUGUAUUUUAUAUAUCAGAGAUUUUGAGAACUGUGCAAAAAACAAAAGUCUCAAUUGUCUCAAAUGACAAUUGUUUCACAAACUGGUUUGACUGGUUGGCGUUUUCUUAGCCAAUCAUUAUCUUACCACGUGCGUCACGUGCGUCACUUGUAAUAAAGCCAUUUAUUUCAUGCCAAAUUAAAUCAUUUUUUGCCUUAAAUCUCUUUUAAAAGCUUAUGAUAUUCCCACUCAACUGGUCUGGCCUGCAGAAUAAUACUGCUUACAGGCAUCCGGCUGAUAAAGUGACUCUCACAUAGAACAUAGGACAGGAGUUCCCCCACCCCCUUUGGAGGUAAAAUGAAUUUCCCAUACGAGCGAACGCCUCCCCGUGCAGACCCUGGGGGCAGGGGUGGGUAAACAAUAAUAAUUAUAAUAAGACACUUUAUUUAAAGAGGGUGACACGGAAUAGUUGAGGUAACUGAUAAACUUGUGGCCCCCUAUCUAAAAUUAUAAUAAAAAAUAUAUACUGUUUAUACAAAGUGUACAUAGAAAUAUAAGAGCUAAAUGAUCAAAUGUAUGUUAAAUUCUAAUAUGUCUAUCUAUAGAACUAUAAAAUGUCUAUCUGCUAAGAAUUAUAACAAAAAUAAGGUGUAACUUAAGAGCAAAUGAUAAAUCAAAUAAUUAAACUAUAAAAUGAUGCUGAUUCUGUUGUAUAUUAAAAAGGUUGUUUCUAUAAUUAUUCCUAAAAGAUUCUGUUGAUGCAGAAUUCCUGAGUUCCCGACUUAAGCUGUUCCAGAGUUGACAAGUAGUAACUGCGAAUGAUCUACCGCCUUUGAUCAUUCGAUUAAAUCUCGGGCAAAUAAAAUUAGUGUUACUAUAUCUUGUAGCACGACUAUGUUGCUGACUGUAACACUGGAAAGGAGGGGAGGAGAGUCUCAGGAAUGCAGCCGCUACGUUCGCCUUGGCGAGAAAUCGCUUUGGCCGCUUUAGUAUCUUUUAUAGAAAUCUUUGGUGUUGAACAUUAGACGUAAAAAACAAGGUAUCCGGUGACCUGUCUCACUUACUCAUACUACCAUACAUUGUUUUCGUAGGUUAAACAAAUCAGCACUUCCUUUCCAUGGCCUCUAUUACAACUACAACGCCGUCUACAAAAGACACAACCAAUUAUGCCAGGUUAUGCCGUGUUCUUGUCGAUGUGGGCACUUGUGCCCUCAGAGAUUGCUUUGAUGCCAUCUGCGCAACACCAACCCUACAAACGUUCUUAGCAGCUAGUCAACCCACACUGAAGUCUCUAAGAUCACGUAGGAUUAUCACUGCGACUCAAUGGGGAAAGCUUUUUCCUGCAAUCCUUGCUUCAGUGUCUUCAAAACAUUUUGACAUCACUCUACUGAUGCCUUUGUUGCGCAACAUCUGCGGUCUCACUCCUCCGGUAACAGGAUGGGACGUGCUCCCUGCUGCCACAGACCUGAGCCGUGAGGCGGACAUUGCGCGCGUAAAGUACUUCAGGAAUACAGUGUACGCUCACGCUGAGCACGCAUCUAUUGAUGAUGCAACUUUUGACACAAACUGGAAGGAGAUCCGAGACACUCUAGUACGGCUAGGAGGGGCUACAUACAAGGUAAGCUAGAGUCGAAAUGUUCAAUGUGAUAUCCGUCUAUCCUUACCUUAUAACAACCAUGACCAAUGAGGACUCAUCCCCUCUCUUUUAAUGGCUAAUAAUUUGGCUUAGCAAUGCAAUGAUUUAUACAAUACAAUACAAUACAAUAAUUUAUUUAACCAUGUUAUCGUCUAAGAGAACAAGUGCUCUUUCAAAGUACGAACGUAUAUUAAAUCAACAAUUAUGAUAAUAAUAUCUAACAUAAAGAAAUUAAAUAUGUAAUCUAAAUUUAUGUAUACAUGAAUAUAAAAAAUUAUAAAAAUUACAAAACUUAGCUUAGACUUAAAAAUAUUAACAUUAACCUAAUCUAUUUCAAGGUCGCUAUUGACAACCUGAAAUUUUGCUGCAUGGAUCCCGAUAUGGAGUGCCAUUACAAAGAACUCCUUCGUCAGUGGAAAAAUGAUGAAGAUACUGUAAAAGAUGAAUUGAAAGAACUUGGCGCCGACGUAAAAGAAAUUGGAACUAACAUAAAAGAAUUUGGCACAGACAUUAAGGAAUUUGGCACCGACAUAGAAGAAAUUGGCAAUAACAUUAAAGAAUGUGACAGAGGCAUUAGAGAAGUUGGCACGGACGUAAAAGAAAUUGGUACCGACGUUAAAAGAUUUUCAAAGAAGCUUGAUGACUUAAUGGCGUCAAAUGUGACACCUGCCAAUGGUGCAGGUAAGUGUGUAGGGAAUUGAGCAACUACAAUCGAACUUUAACAAACGGCUACCUCUCUUCAGUCAGGCUACUUAGUCCUAGCUGGUAGCUGUGACUCUUGUUUUAAGCUAUUUACAACGACCACCUCCCUUCCACAGCUAUUAGGGACCUUAAGAUCCGAGGACGUCGACGGCAGUGAAAACGUCGCUGAAGAAGUGAUUUCGCAUUCUUUCAAUCUUCAUCGCGAUUACUCCAAGUCACUAACUUUGACAAAUGUAGGCGAACCUUCCUAAAGUUGAAUUCCCAAGAACCAUAUCCAAGCUCAGAGAGAGAGAGGAAAUCUCGUCGUCGUUUGUGUACUUCCUCUGUACAUCGUGAAAUUAGACAUUUUGACGUCGUAGUCGUGCAGUGACGGCAAAGAAAUGUACAAAGAAGCGUGAUGCACUUGUAAAAUGGUUGUUUUGCUAAUUAAACCUAUUGCUUUUGUGGCGUUCCCGUUGCCGUCGCCGUCGUCGGAUCUUAAGGUCCCUAUUUCCCAGCCUUGUCCAAUAGGUGGCCAGAGCAGUGAAGGUUUACUGCACUAUACAAACACCAAGAAAGCGGGACAAAAUCAAAACAACUCUCACGUUAAAAAAUUAGGUCGAAAUUUAGUAACAAAGUGGCUUUUUUUCUUCAAAAUGAUCAGAACUUGUGCUAUAAAUAACUUUAAUGGGAACGCAGAAACUCAUAAGGGGUUGAACAACCCCUAAUGGGUUUCUGUGGGAACGUGAAUAUGUUAUCGAGGCGCUUACAGACAACGGCUGAGAACUCUGAAAACCCCCCAAAUAGCCGCAGGUUAACUGUCAAAUGUCACGUGAUCCUAUUAGUCACGUGACUACCAUCUUAAAAAAUACCAGGCGAGGUUGUCGAAAGGUAGCCUGAAGUUUCGAUUUCUUUCCCUGUAAAGUUAUCUCCAAUUCAAUGAAUCCAGAAACCAAAAUCCUCAAGCACAAAAAAGGAAACGUUAACGAAACGUCUUGCUAUUUAAAGCAUCAGGAACCUAAGACAAUGUUUAACUUGUGACAUUUCUGGCCCUCCUUUUCAACUCUGUAAACCUUUCAUCGCUAUACACUAUUUCUGGGAUUCACUCAAUUACUAACCCAUGAAAAUCCGGGCUCAAGAACAAACAAAAUGCACUUUAUGUGAGUGUCAAUGUAUGUAGUACGAAACUACUAAAUAAAUAUGAUUGGGGACACUAUUUUUAACGUCUCCCACUGGAGACGAGACCGCCAUUUUACGUCUUCAUCCAAGCCACCCGAAGCAGUGCAAAGGCAGUACCUUCAUUUCUCAGUCAUUUUAAGACCCUGAGUGUUGGUCCGGUCCAGGGAAUCGAACCCGCUACCUCCCGCUCUACUGACUGAACUAAUCCUGCCUCGGUCAACAAGUCGCAAGUUCAGCGUAAACGCAUUUGAUAUGCAUCAAAAAUGUACGUAUUGACUUGUGCACAACGGUUAAAAUCACGUUCUAAGCUGCUUUGACAAAUUUGUCUACUCUGGAUCUAAAGUGUUAUUAACAGACAGGCAGGAGAAUCAUUUAUGUAGUUAAAAUACGCCUCACAUUGUAAAACUAAGUUCUUGGGAAAGGGAAGCAUCUCACUCUAAUGCACGUCAGUAGUUUCCCUGACAAUUGUGUUAGCUUUGUUUACAUGUUCAGUACAUUAUAAUCAUAAUUGUAUUUUGUUUUGCCAAAGAUAAAAGCCAAAAACUGAAAGGGAUAGUAGACACCUCGUCUUUGUGCAGAGAGAAAUUUCACGAGAAUGAACUUUUUGACUCUUUACUGUGAACAGUGCAAAGUGUGCAUUUGUGAAAAAUGUAGACAGACCCGUCACAAUCACCACACCGCCGUGGAUAUCCACCAAGCCGCCGAAGAACACAAAGUUGAUAUCGAGGAGAUUGGACAAGAAAUGAAAAUAGAAAUCGCUGAUCAUGAAGAGCACGCGGAAAAAACAAAGAAUUCCGUGAGAAAAAGCAGAGAAAGGAUUUCUACCGCGCGCAAUAAAGUAAUGACAUCUGUUGAAGAACUUAUCCGACUUUUACGUGAACAUGAGAAAGCUAUGAUAACUAGUUUGGGUGUUAUUGACGGAAAAGAAGAGCGACAGUACUCAGCGCAGCUGGAACAUUUACAGGUUUCUAGGAAUCAGUUACAAGAGCAUGUCGAGUGCUGCGAGGACAUCUUACUGAGGGAGAAAAGCGUUGAAAUUUUGCAAGCACAUCAUGCACUUAUCGGACGAUGUAGAGGUCUUCUAAAUGUAAGGAAACUAAACAUUUAUAAACCAUCGCAUGUCAAAUACGAGAUUAAUAAAGAGUAUGUGGAGAAAGUGAAAAGCGCAGUUCCGGCGGUGGGUCGAGUCGUCAUCGUUACCACAGAUCCUUUGCAGUCGGCGGCUGAAGGGACAGGUUUACAGAAAGUAAAAUUAGGAAGCGAAGCAAAGUUCAAAGUAACAACCAAGGACUCGGAUGGAAACAAGUUUUAUGAUGAAAACGAUCAGAUUCAAGUGAAAGUCCAGUCUCCCUCAGGAGAAGAACUGAUCCACGUGAUUUCACCUGACAAAGAUGGUGAAUAUAGCGUCACUUACACACCAGAUUGUUUCGGACAACAUGAUGUGAUGGUGACGAUUAACGGUCAGCCGCUGACAGGAAGUCCAUGGAGCGUUCAUGUGACUUGUGUGCCACAAGUUCAUUUUACACAGUAUACAUAUUCAUUUUCGUUUAGCUCAUCUUUGAACAGAAAGGGAACUUUUUGUUGGCCCAGUAGCAUUGCGACAGAUGGUAAUACUGGCAAUGUUGCAGUGGCCGAUCAAAAUAGGGUACAACUAUUUAGUGUACAAGGCACGUAUCCACACAUUCUUGUUGCUUAUCAACUAAAUGAUCCGACGUCGGUAGCAUUCACCAAGUCAAGUGAACUCUUAGUUAUUGCUUCUCACACGAUUUUUUGCUACAAUAGAAGUUACAAAUUUAUAAAAUACGUCAUCAACAAAAAACUGCAGAAACCAAAGUAUCUGAAUAUUGCGUCUGACGGACGCAUGAUGGUGUGUGACUGGGGUGACCACACAGUCAAAGUCUUGUCCUCUGAUGGCUCACAGCUGUUGCUUGCCAUCUUUGAUCCUAACAGUACACUCCCAUGCAACACAUGGUGUCAUCAAAAUAUGUUUUAUAUUUCCUAUCCAAUGCCAGGUAAUGUGAAGUUAUUCAGCAAAGAUGGGGUGUUGUUGUACAGUAUCGGCAUCUCAGAGUCUGGUGUUCGACAUCUGAGUUUUCCUGCAGGUAUGGCAAUUGACAGGUUUAAUAACCUGGUGGUGUGUGAUCGUGAUAAAGCAAGACUUCAGUUAUUUUCUCUUGUGAUCUCAAUACAUGGAGGGUUUAGUGCACCAUUUUCUGUUGCUGUGUCAAGCAGUGGCCAGCUUUUUGUUACUAGUUCACUGGACAAAUCCUGUGUGUAUAUUUUACAGUGA
This is a messenger RNA of Porites lobata, 6635 nucleotides long. The record is from the annotation of a GenBank genome assembly. Lineage: Eukaryota; Metazoa; Cnidaria; Anthozoa; Scleractinia; Poritidae.